AUGGGUAAGUCUGAACUAGGGAUUAUCGACGAGAGCAAGACUUUAUGUCGGACAUUGCUUGAGACAACUCAGGCGCAGCCUCAGGAUUGUUUGUUUCGUUCCGAUGUCUUCGAAUCAACCUGUCGGAUGGUCAAGGAUAGAAACCAGGCAAGAGUCAUCCGGGAUAUCGCGCCAUUGAUUGUUCCACCAGCGGAAAUCUUUUACAUAUAUGGUGCCGGCCACCUCAAACAUCUCAUCGAGAGCGUCAAUGAAGGAUGGAACAACUCGAUUCCUCUUACCAGUACCCGUCCCCAGCCCGACUACUCUGUUGGGUUUAGACGAAAUGCGUUCACCGAGAACCAGCUCGCCAAGCUGUCACCCUUCAUCGACGACUUCAUCGCCGGGGACCAGUCCUUCUUUAUGGCCACGUGCUACAUGUACUUCCCGUUCCUAACCGGCGAGGUGAAGUGCGGCGCCGCGGCGCUCGACAUUGCAGACCGGCAGAACGCCCACAGCAUGACCCUUGCGGUACGGGGCAUCGUCGAACUCUUUCGUGCUGUCGAGCGCGAGGAUGAGGUUAACCGGAAGAUCCUCGCCUUCUCCGUCUCGCACAACCACCAGUCAGUACGGAUCUAA
Molecule: messenger RNA, 615 nt
Organism: Podospora bellae-mahoneyi
Lineage: Eukaryota; Fungi; Ascomycota; Sordariomycetes; Sordariales; Podosporaceae
Exons: 1
Coding region: 1-615 (204 amino acids)
Source: RefSeq, a predicted model, not a curated record